AUGUACUGCAGACUCCAACGCACUCCAUCCCCCACAGGUCUGUUGCCGGCUGUGUUCGUGGGCAGCAGCCAGCAGCAGGGGUUCGGGCCAAACACCUGCAGCAGCAGCAGCAGCAGCAGCAGCAGCGAAUGGGGGAGCGCAAGGGGAAGGGGAGCGGGAGACGCGACUGCAGCAGCAACGGGGGAGAGGGGCUCGCGAAAGAGAGCAACAGCAGCAGCAGAUGUGCAGCAGCAGCAGCAGCAGCAAAUGUGA
Messenger RNA from Eimeria tenella, 252 nucleotides. RefSeq lists its product as uncharacterized. The coding region runs from base 1 to 252 and encodes 83 amino acids. The transcript has a single exon. The record is from RefSeq and is a predicted model, not a curated record. NCBI's taxonomy places the organism in Eukaryota, Apicomplexa, Conoidasida, Eucoccidiorida, Eimeriidae.